CGGCUCGGCUCGAUGACUGACAGAAGACGCCUCGCCUGGUUGAACAGCUAACGGUCACAUUCAGAGAGAGCGAGAGAGAGACGGAGAGAGAGAAAAAUAAUAAUAAUAUUAAGAAGAAAUAAAAACAACAAAAUCGCACACAGACAGACUGACAGGGUCACCUCACCUCCUUCUGGGCGCUGUAAUGCAACAACACCGGUAGUCGAAGUUGUGUGUGUGUGUGUGAGAGAGAGGACUAAUUUACCGUUCACAACCGGGGGCAGUCGGCUGGGAUGGAAGAUGAUGGAGGACAAAGGCCCUCGUGUAGCCGACUACUUCGUGGUGGCAGGUCUGACGGACCCGUCCAAGCCGCUGGACCAGGAGAUCCACUUUGACGACGUCUGCCAUAAGACGGCCAAGCCUAAGGCGCCCAUCACCGACGUGGCGCUGGUGAUCCGCUCGAUGGGCGAGGAGGUGCCGCCGGGGUUCACCUGCAUAGAGACGACGCCGACAGGCCAUUCGGCCGAUCUGAACAACGGCGGCCUCAUGGCGCCCCAGAUCUUCCUGUGCUACAGGCGAGGACGCGACAAGCCGCCGCUAACUGACCUGGGCGUUCUGUACGAGUGGAAGGAGAGGCUGAAGCAGGGCUGCCACAUAAUCCAGACCACACCCUCCGGUCGACCGGCCAACAUCAGCGGCAAUUCCUCCCAGCGCAUCUACGUCACCUACCGCCGGGCGCCCGAGAGCCAGCCGCACGCCGCCCUGGCAGUCACCGACAUCUGCAUCAUCAUCCCGAGCAAGGGGGAGACGCCUCCACACACCUUCUGCAAGGUGGAGAAGAAUCUCAACAGCAGCAUGUGGGGUUCCUCUGUCUACUUGUGUUAUAAGAAGUCUGUGGCCAAAACCAACACAAUAGCCUACAAAGCAGGUUUAUUCAGCAGAUAUCCAGAGGAGGACUAUGAGUCAUUCCCGCUGCCAGAGUCUGUUCCUCUCUUCUGCCUUCCCAUGGGGGCCACAAUUGAGUGCUGGCCAGCUAACACCAAAUACUCCCUCCCUGUUUUUUCUACCUUCGUCCUGACCGGAGCCUCCGGAGAGAAGGUGUACGGUGCUGCCAUUCAGUUCUACGAGCCCUUCCCGCUGGAGUGUCUGACCGAUCAGCAGUGUUCCCAGCUGGGUCUCCUAAACCCGGAUCCCCACAAACCCUCCUCCUCCUCCAACACUACAGCUGCUGCCGCCACCACCAGCAACACCAACACCACCACCAAUCCCCGCUCCGUCUACACCAACAAGUGUAUCUGCCUGCUUUCCCACUGGCCCUUCUUCGACGCUUUCCGCAAGUUCCUCACAUUCCUCUAUCGAUACUCCAUCUCGGGCCCUCACGCCCUGCCCAUCGAGAAGCACAUCUCUCAUUUUAUGCACAAAGUUCCCUUCCCUUCCUCUCAGAGGCCUCGCAUCCUGGUACAGCUUUCUCCUCAUGACAGCCUGAUGUUGAGCCAGCCGGUGUCUUCUCCUUUACCGCUCAGCGGCGGCCGAUUUUCCACGCUGCUCCAGAACCUCGGACCAGAGAACGCCGUCACCCUGCUGGUGUUUGCCGUCACCGAACAUAAGAUCCUGGUCCACUCGUUACGACCCGCCGUACUCACCAGCGUCACUGAAGCUCUGGUGUCUAUGAUCUUCCCCUUCCACUGGCCGUGCCCGUAUAUUCCUCUGUGCCCUCUGGCGCUGGCCGAUGUGUUGAGCGCCCCUUGUCCGUUCAUCGUCGGAGUGGACUCUCGCUACUUUGACCUUUACGACCCCCCGCCGGAUGUGAGCUGCGUGGAUCUGGACACGAACACCAUCUUCCACAACGAAGAUAAGCGAGCCCUCACAUGGAAGAUCCUGCCAAAGAAAGCCUGUAAAAACCUAAUGAAUGUGCUGAGCAAUCUCUACCAGCAGCUGGUUGACGGUCAGUAUCGGCCCGACGGGCUGCUGGAGAUGAGCAUGAGCGACUCGUCGGAGCUGAGCUGCGGGAAGAGCCUCCACACGGUGGAGCUGGAGAUCCAGGAAGCCUUCCUGCGCUUCAUGGCGGCCAUUUUGAAGGGUUACCGUUCUUUCUUGCGACCUAUCACCCAGGCGCCCUCUGAGAAAGCCACAGACGCUAGCUCCCUAUUUGACCUGCAAGGUUUCCUGAAGAGCCGCGAUCGCUCGCACCAGAAGUUCUACUCGCUGAUGACCAAAACCCAGAUGUUCAUCCGCUUCAUCGAGGAGUGCUCCUUCGUCAGCGACAAAGACGCCAGCCUGGCCUUCUUCGACGACUGCGUGGACAAACUCUACAGCUCAGAGCGGAGUGCAGACAAAGGAAGCAAGGUGGACAGUGACAGGCCAGAGGAGACCAGGCUGAUAGAGAUUGAUGAAUCCCAGCGUAGUGAGCACACGGUCUUCAUCACACCUCCAGAGAUGUCUCCUCUGCCUGAGGGGGAGGAACAUCCACUCUGCUACAGAUACGAUGGCUUCCCGGUGUUAAGUCUUGACCUGUUCGACCCCGUGGAGGGCCUGCGGACCCCCUCCUCCAGACUCGCCGCUCGGCACAGCUGUCCCACCAGCCCUGCACCCAUGUUUAGACGCACCAAGCAGGAAAUCAAAUCAGCCCAGAAGAUAGCCAAGAAGUACUCAUCCAUCCCCCAGAUGUGGUCCAAGUGCCUGCUCCGUCACUGCUACGGCCUGUGGUUCAUCUGUCUGCCAGCGUACGUGAAGGUGUGCCACUCCAAGGUGCGGGCGCUUCGCACCGCCUACGACGUCCUUAGAAAGAUGCAGGCUAAGAAACUGCAGCCACCCGAUGAGGUCUGCUACCGGGUGCUGAUGCAGCUGUGUGGACAGUACGGCCAGCCUGUCCUGGCAGUCAGAGUCCUCUUUGAGAUGAAGAAGGCUGGCGUCCACCCCAACGCCAUCACUUACGGCUACUACAACAAGGCGGUGUUGGAGAGCACGUGGCCGUCCAGCACCAGAGGAGGAUACUUCCUGUGGAUGAAGCUGAGGAAUGUCGUUCUGGGUGUGGCCCAGUUCAAGCGGGCGCUACGGAAACACGCCCCCCUCACUCAGAGCCCGCUGUCAGAUGGCAGCGACCUGGAUGCUGUGAGUCACGGCAGCCUGGAUAGCUCUGCCGACACUAACCUGGCUGAGCAGGGCCCCUACGCCACUGACUCCGUCAAAGUAGACCCCACUGAUGAUAGAUCUAGCACAGGAGAUCAGUCAGAUCUGGGUUAUAACUCGCUGUCCAAAGAGGAGGUUCGGAGAGGAGACACCGGCGUCCAGGACUCCGCCCCCGACAAAGACGACAAGAAGGAGAGCGACUGCAGCUCCUUGUCAGAGUCAGAGAGCGCCAAGGGAAGUAAAGACUGUCUCCCUCAGUUGGACAUGGAGGUCCAGUCCUCCUUCAAACCUCGUGGCAUCGUUCGGAGUAGCUGUCCGUAUGACGAUUCGACCUGUAAACCCAAGAGCUCCGCCAGCGCAGGCCAUGUUGCAGGUCUCCUCUUCACUUCCUCUCUGGAAGAGAUCGGCGAGGUCCAUACCAACAGUUUGCUCAGGAGACACAAGAGCGCUCUGGAGGAGGUGGUGGGCAGCGCCAGCAGCGGCUCGGCUCUCGACUGGCAGGGCGUGAGGGGCCGCCGGCUGAGCGGCGACACGGUGGGCAGCAGCGGCAGUGGCACCACCGUUCUCGGCCUGGGUAUGAGCCAGGCUGAAACCGACCCAGAUAAGAUUGCGGGACACCUGGGCGCAGAUGCAAAAAUCCUCUCCAGUGCCAACUUCAGUAAGAGCAAGAGGCCUCGUUCGUUGGCUCUGGGCGGCUUAGCGGAGGCAGCUGCUCAGGACUCCAGUGAUGAGGACAGAAGUAAUACGGAGGCCAUUUUUGAUUUGGAGGACUUGGAUUUGGACAAGCCUGCCCAAGAGGCUAGAAUCAGCUCUCACAACACCAGCAAAUCUCAUAAGAAACCUGUUGAACGCAGCGCUAGCUACUGCGGCGUGAGUACUGUGACGUCCAGAGGAGCUGUCAAGCGCACGGGCAUCGAGACGGGCUACGACCCUCUAUCCCUGCUGGCAGCAGAGUCCCAGUCCGAGCAGCAACACGAAGAUGAGGACCCCGAGGGGGAUGAGGCCAGCACGCCAAGCGCCCGUAGGAACCUGGCCAUGGAGAUCGAGCUCUACAUGAACCACAUGGGAAGCCCGCUGAGAAGCCGUACACCCAGUCUGGACCUGCAGCACCCAACCAGCCCCCUCCUCCUCCACCCCUCCUCCCUCUCUGCCCCCCGUAGAGCUAGCUUGCCCCACAGCUCCCCCCUCAGGACUACCGGAGUACCACGCUCCCGCACCUACCACCCUCCGUCGCCCUCCCAACCCAUCUCACGCCAACGUCUGUGGUCGUCGCCGCCCCGUCGCAGCUCUAGCACGACGCCGAGCCCCAGCCCCCGACCCAGCCCCUACAGGGAGAGAGCAGACAGGAUGAGCCUGUCAUCUCCUUCACCCUCCUCCUCCUCUUUCGCUCUGGACACGCUGCUCACACCGACGCUGGAUGUUUUCAAGACCAGCAUGGUCUCUGCCGGGAAGGGCGUGGCAGAGAAGGCUAGCCGCUGGUACUCCCGCCUGGCUACGUACACCACACCUACCAAGGACGGUUACUGUGACCGCCUGAGCGUGUCCUCCCUCGGUAUCGGAGAUCCAGACUGCUCCUCCUUACUAGACGAGGAGGACUGCGGGGACUCAAAGAGCUCUGUGGUCUCCCCACAAAAGAACGGCCCCGUCGGACUCUUAGGUCCCCGCAGGAGCCCCAGACGCAGCCCCCUCCACAGCAGACUGGACAGCCCCACCGCAGGCUCCAGCCUGGGUAGACCCUCAUCUCUGCUCCCCGGGUGUGUCCUCUCUCCUCCUGGUUUCCCUCUGCCGGAUAAGUCGGACCUCGGCUCUUCACGCUACACCAGCAACACCAGUAUCUUUAACAACUACGCCAUGGAGCUGCUGAUCUCCAGCUGUUCGCGCUGUAAGACGUGCGACUGCCUGGUUUACGACGAGGAGAUCAUGGCCGGCUGGACGGCCGACGACUCCAACCUCAACACCACCUGCCCCUUCUGCGGAAACCCCUUCCUGCCUUUCCUCAACGUGGAGAUCAGAGACAUGCGAGGACCCGGCAGGUUGUUCCUGAAGGGCAGCCCGUCGGUGGACGAGGCGAUGACGUCAUCGUACUCCGCCUCCACGGGUUUGGACACGGGGACGUCCACGUUGUCCACGCCCUGUCCCACCACGGCCAUCUCCCCUCCCUCCCCUGUGGUCGCUGUCCAGGAGUGUUCAGGAGGCGGCAGGACUCGGUCGACCAGGGUUCAGGGUAUCGACAUCCCUGCGGAUCGACGGCAGGGGACGCUGUGCCCCGGAGCGCCCAUGGCCCGCAGCGUCAGCGCCUUCGGGCCUCUGGGCGAAGCGUCCCAACUCAACCGCUGCGUGCCGACCUCGGGCAGCCUGCCCAGCCGCCUCAAUGAAACCACGGACCCACUGAAUAUGGACUGGCGGCUCCACAACCCCGAGCCGGUGACGGUUCCCUACCUGAGCCCUCUGGUGCUGUGGAAGGAACUGGAGAGCCUGCUGGAGAACGAGGGCGACCCGGUGAUCACUGAAGCCGACAUGGUGGACCAUCAUCCCAUCAUCUACUGGAACCUGGUCUGGUACUUCAGACGUCUGGAUCUGCCCAGCAACCUGCCCGGACUCAUCCUCACCUCCGAGCACUGCAACAGAGAAUCCCAGGUCCCUCGUCACUGGAUGUCAGAGGACAGUAAACACGUGUUGAUCCAGAUCUUGUGGGACAACCUGAAGCUGCACCAGGACCCCCUCCAGCCUCUCUACAUCCUCUGGAACACGUACAAUGUGGGUUACCCUCUGUCCCGGCCGGUCCCGGAGGAGGAGAAGCCGUUCAGUGAGGAGCUGCUGCAGAGCGUGGUGAAGAGCAUCCAGAGGAAUGAUGUCAGCAGGCCAAUGGCGCAGCUGCUGCAGCUGCUGGGCCAGACACUCGGGGUCAAAAGGCAAAGGAGUUUGUACAGAGACAUCCUCUUCCUCUCCCUGGUGGCUCUGGGAAAAGAUAAUAUUGAUAUCGACGCCUUCGAUCGCGAGUACAAGUUGGCGUACGACCGCCUGACGCCAAACCUGGUGAAGCUGACCCAUAACUGUGACCGUCCUCCCAGCACGGGGGUCAUGGAGUGUCGCAGGACGUUCGGAGAGCCUUACCUGUAAAACACUCACCUUCUUCAAACACACACACCGCCACCGCCACCACCACCAUCACCAGGGGUUCAACUCUCACCACCCAAGUCAUUGCUUUAAGACGAGCUCAGGAAAACCUUUCGGAAGACUGUGAAUGUGCACUGCGGUUAAAAAAAAACAAAACAAAACUCUGUAAGCGAUCAAAAAGGUACAGUUGACAGCCGUCAGCGUUAUGUAGCCUGACAAACACACACAAAAUAAACGACAGACUUUCUCUCAACUAAAAGCGGCGAUAUGGAAACACCACUCACAGCGUUCAUAAAACACCACGUCACGCAGCGUUGUAGAUCGAAGCUCAUCCCGAGCAGAUUAUACAGAUAUACUGUACAUACACAGCAGUAGAGGAUUUUUUUUAAAAAUGCUACAUUUAUAUUGUAUAGUCAUACAGCAUAUGAAGACUAAUAUUAGCAAUAUUUUAACUUGAAUUCUAUUUAUACAAAGUAAGCUUUAUUUAUUCUAGUGUCUUGUUUUGUUUUUUUUUUUGUCGUGUUCGCAGUUUAAACCAGAACGACCUGAACACUCACUGCUGCGUUUUCCCACCGAAACGUGUGGGAAGUAUGUCGCCGUAUGUAUUUUUAGUGUCUGCUGUUAAGUGACGACUAAGUUUCAGUGCUUUAAAAAAAAAAAAAAAAAAAAAAAAAAAGUUAAAAACCACUUAGAAUGUUUUUAAGCUGCCUUUUAAAUGUUUAAAGUCCAGAGUCUGAAGAUAAAUGUCCCAAACAGUUCAACUAGUGCUCUACGUUUCAUUUCAUUUAAACUGUAAAGUUUACAAAACAGUACACAGAACAGUAUAUUUUUGGUUCUUUUUUUUUUUUUACCAGUAUUUUAGCAUCAUAUGAACAAUAAGUUUCUUUUUGUUUUCUGUAGCGGUGGAACGCAGCGCUGUUAGCCACACGAGCAAAUAUCAGUAUUACUGUUCAUCGUCUUUGUAUUAAACAUGUGCUGACUGAAACACACACACACACACACACACACACACACCUGCGAUGAUAAAGGUGUAGUUUACAUUAACUUGUAUCAUUACGAGAUGAAUUAAAGGUUAGACGUGAGUUCAACUACAGUACGAACAGUUUAUCUUUGAAAAUACAGAAGCUGCUCAAAAACAAAACAAAACCAAAUCAUUUUCUGGCACUUUUCUGUUCAUGUUGAUAAAGAACGCAGUCUGGCGGCCAUAAUAGCCUGAUGCAUCUCUUAAAUCAAAAUGAUGUGACACUGUUUUCAUAGUUUUUGCAUCAUUUCCGUCAGUAGUUUAUAACAUUAAACUCAGCAACGUAACGACAUCUGAGAACAAAUCGCUACGACAGAGUCAGAUGAGACGAGAAACAACAGACAAGUUUAUCCAGAUGAUCUAAAUUAAUUCAUUUGGAGGUAAAAACUGAAAGUGAACGAUCCCACGAUGAAGGUAAACGUUUAUGGUAUUAAAUCAGAAUCAUAAUAAUUGAAUAAAGUUUCCCAAAUAAUCGAACAAAUAAAUAAAUAAAUUGAAAGUGAAUAAAAAUGAAGAAAAAAACCCUCAAAAACCAAACUUACACUGUAUAAGAGCGCUACGUUUGAUUAUAAUAUUCUUAUUUUUCAGUUUCAGGUCUGACACGAAGCUCGAAUGUGAGCAGCUGAACUGAAAGUGAAAAAUUCUGCAGCGAAACUGAACGAAGUGACGGCAAAAAGAGAAUUCAGUGAAAGAAAAGUGAGAAUAUUUUAAUCAAAUGUAGCGUUCUUCUUUUGUUAAGAUUUGUCUUUGAGUUCAUUUAUUUUGGUUUCAAUUUAUUUUUAUUCACUUUCAGUUAAAUUAUUAUUAUUUUUUAUUCUUGGGAGAUUUUGUUAAAUUAUUACGACACAUUUAAUCCCAUAAUAAUCCCUCAUCGCACAUGAAAACUGCAGGAAACAGACUUGAUAUUUGAGACAACAAACCGUUUCACCCCGACUGUCACUGGUUGUUCAGAUAAACAUGAUCAUAUCUGUGUUUAUGGUUUUUCUUUUACAUCUGUGGUACAAACAGCAUAUCUGAAUGUUUAUCGCACCUGCAGCUGCAGGCGCACGUUAAGUCUGUGACGGUACUGAAUCAGUUUAAAUCACAGAACCUUUACUGAUCGAUCAGACCGAUGAUGUGUUACAUUAUUAACUGAAUGAUACAAACUCCGACCGUCGUGCUGAUGAGCUCUUACACCAGAGGACGGUUUCUGUGAGUUCUCCAAGAAUGAGAAGCAAAAAUGGUAAAGCACCUGUCAGAUAAGGUGGAAAAGCGCCGUAUAAGUGGAGUCCAUUUACCAUUAUAGAGUUGAUGUUUGUCAUUGCUUUGUUUUUUACUAACAAAUACCUGCAAGUAUCCGUUUAAAAGUUCUGUAAAAAGCCCAAAGUGCAGCAGAGACACCAGAGUCUGGAGGACAGUUUCAGUGUAAAUGGUGGAAAUAUCAGCUCCUGUAUUAACUUUAAACAUCAGUUUUACUUACUAGAGUUUAGCAAAGGGGAGAUGUUAUAUAAAGGAGCAAUGAUGGUACUGAACAGAUGGUCAGUUAUUAUGUUAAAGUUGCCCUGUGGAGUUUUCUUCUUCUCUGACUCUGCUGGCACAUUAAAGCCUCCUGUAGUUCAUUGAAUGUGUCUCUUCAUUUGUGUCCACGAGACAAACAAAACAGGAACUGAUUCAUUAAAAACAAAAGUUCUCCACAGCGAGACUAGAGGUUAGAAACUCCACAGGGUAACUUAACGUUUGCUUUUUCUGCACAUCUCAGUGCCUGUUAGAAGCAGAAUCGAACAGAACUUAUAUGACCACGUUUACAUGAAGUCGGUUAAAUUCUAAAAUGCCCUUUUCUUGCAAAAACAGCAACUGCUUCCAUAAGUAAAUAUCUCCGUCUACAUUAAAACACCAGAACACAUAAUUCUCCUAUGUGUGGCAUGUGCAGAGGACAGACGAGCAAGUUAGCCACAGAAAACCAGUGAAGAAGAAACCGUAUUGUGUACUGUUUAUUGUUUCUUCAGCGGCUUCCUGACAUUUUGUUUAUUGCAAACAAAUUACAGCAAUUUCAGCAAGAGAGAAAGGUGGUAGAUAGCUACGUUUAACUCUAAACAAGCUCUCAAAGUAGACAAUAAAGAGAACUUUUCAUUUCUUCUUCUUCUUCGUUUUGUCAGCGAUACCACAGUGUUUCUUUUGCCAGCGUUUCCAGGUUUACACACACUGGAAGCUGUUUUAGAAAAGCUCAAUUUUUGUGGGGAGAAAAACUCUUGUUUUAUUCUGGACGGAGAGAAAAAGAUGCAUUUAACGAAUUUAACCGGCUUAGUGUGAACAUGGUCUUAAUCUCAGAGUCUGAAGCAAAUUCAGAACCUGAAGUUCAUGUCCAAACUGUGUUUUAUCAUCACAACAACUUCAUCAAAACAGGAAGCUGUAACCACCCAACUCUUACACUUCACAAUCUGACACGGUUUCAAUUUUAUUUUGUAUCUGUGUGCGUUUUUGCCCACAACUUCUUCAAGCAGCUUUAUCUCUGGAAAACCAUUUCCAGGAAACAGCCUCCACCAGCGUGAUGAUAAUAACUGUGUGGGACGCUGCUGAUGAAAUAAAGAGAAGAUGUUUUCUAUCAGCUGUGGAGGCUGUGAAAGCUUCGAGAGGUCAGAUUGUGUUAAAUUGUCUUCUGAGGGAACGGAUGAUGGUCGUUUGACGCCCUGAUCCCAAAAACAAAAAACCAUUUGGGGACAGAAGAGACACAGAUGUUUUUAUCUUAAUUAAAUGUUGACACUAGAGAAAUCAGAUUCACCCUCUAUGCAUUCAGUGGUUUUUAUUUAACAUUCACUUUGAGGCUUUUAAUUGUAAAAGUACGGAAGGUAAAUCAGGACUUAAAAAUGUGACACAAAGGUGGGCUGAGAUUUGUAAAUGUGUAUAUUGACAUGUGCAAUUAUUUACAUACCGAGUCUCGUAUGUGUACGAUUGUUUUCAUCCGGUGCCGUUUACAAAUCUCUGCACACAUCUGCACUAAAGAUCUGAUUUUAUGAGAUUCUGUGGGGGGAAAAAAUAAUCCUGACCAAAAUAUUCUGGAUAGAACUGGAUGUUUUGUAGGAGAACGACUACAAAUAAACACAUUAAUUAUCGCUUUCAUGUGAAUGUUAAUCAAACAUGAUGACUGACAGACUGAUACGACGGUUAGCGGAGGACCUCGAGUCUAAACUCAAAGGUCUUAUGAAUGUCAACCACAUGUGAAACCAGUCCUGGAAAAGUCAGGAAGUCGCACUUUGCCCCCCCCCCCCCACACACACACACACACA
Molecule: messenger RNA, 10509 nt
Organism: Thunnus maccoyii (southern bluefin tuna)
Lineage: Eukaryota; Metazoa; Chordata; Actinopteri; Scombriformes; Scombridae
Product: C-myc promoter-binding protein-like
Exons: 33
Coding region: 280-6228 (1982 amino acids)
Biological process (GO): regulation of Rab protein signal transduction
Cellular component (GO): ESCRT I complex; cytoplasmic vesicle
Molecular function (GO): protein binding
Source: RefSeq, a predicted model, not a curated record